AUGGCGGCAACGCCGCCCGCUUUUGGCGUACACGCCGACUUGACAUCCCAGCGUCAGUUCAAGAAGCACAAACCCCUCCCUCGACCCCGCCAUGAUCCAAGGUUCCAUGAUGCUCAGCUUGUUCGAGAAAAGUACCGAAUCAUCGUCGAUACGGCCGCUGUCAUAACGGGCGACUCGCACCUUUCGAGUCCCCGAUCUCCGAAGCACGAGUCGAGGGUGAUAAGCUCAGGUCCAGACCCGCCUCCUACUCCGCCGAAUCACUCUCGAACAACUUCCAGCAGCCAUUCCGCCGUACCAUCAAGUCCGACGAUCAGUACCAGCCAUCUCCUAAUUACCCCUCAAACUUUACCUCACAGGCCUAUAGCAACUCCUCCCGACCAGCGAAGUCCCCCGACUCCCGACGUCACGCCCCCAGGCCCCGCGACCCGCGCGCGAGCUUUGCGACUGUCAGUGCGAGAUCGCGGCCUAUCCAAGAAUACCCUGGCAGAUUCGCGCACCGAAUCUUUCCAAACGGCACGAGAAGAGCUUUCUUCUCCCGAGGACGAUCCCACUCGGCCAAACGAUAGUGGUUCUCUAACAACCUCACGAACCGCAAUCCGGCACGUCUCCGACAGCAAGGCCACAAGCACUAUCCAACUCCCGACGCUGGAUCUGGCAUUGGAAAAGCUGGAAAUCAAACCAACUGUUUCCCAUGACUCACCUCCCAGAGAAGAAUGUGGCAGAUUGCAGGCAAGCUGCCUCGAGAGGGAGCCAGUUGACAAGUCGGAAAGAUGCCAACGCCCAACCACCACGGGAGUUGCUCGUCAAAUCGGUCACGAAGCAAUUUGCAGGUAUGACGUCGUCUCGCCGACGAAUGCAACAAAAUAUGCCCGUCAAAUAUCGCGGCGUGAGGGUGCUGUUGCGGAUUCGUCUUCUCCCAGUCGCGAGCAUGACCUCGCGCAUUCGGGGACCAGGGUGCGGUCGGAUACUCGACGGUUUUCGAGCCAGUCUAUGAAUUCUAUGCGUUCCGUCAAUACUGAGACUAAUCCAGUUGGUCUUCCACCUCAGCGACAGAGAACUCUUCGCCGAGUCCAAAAGCAGAGUGUGUUGCGAGAGCCCAGCAUGACGUGCCAAGUGUCGGCCCGGACCGGGACCAACUUGAGCCGUCGUUCGAUACCGUUGCCUAGCACGCGACGUGAGGCUGAAUGUCGACCUGACGACCCCCGCACGUCAAAUGCAACCACACCCACUUCAUCCAGCGGGCGGGCAAGACGUGAAGUAUGGAAGAGCGGCGGAAUACCAGUCGUCAUCAUACCGCAACGGCUGUCCUCGAGCAAACUACCGCCGACCAAGACGCCUUCCCUGCGAUCUACGUCUAGCAGACGAUCGAGGAGGACUAUGAGCGAUGGUCUGCCACCCCGAAACACGCACCCCUGCGACCAUUUGGAGGCCGAACCGAACCACCGAGGUAGGAGUCGAGUCCCGACAGAACUCUUGGGCCCAAGGACCAUCGAUUUUCCCCCGUCCAUCCCUGCGCGAUCUUCGUCUCUGUCAGCUCGUGGCAGCGGCAAUACCUCGCGAGCUGCUUCCUUGACUAGGGAGAGCGUUGCAGCUAUCAUCAGCUUUCACCAGCCGCCGUCGCGCGAAACAGAAGAAAAUGUGUUGCUCGACCCAAAGCUCCAUCAUAGCCCUCUGCCAGGAAUGGACGCUCAGACACCGAUGUCCGUCUCAAGUCGGUUUGAGCAAAGGGAGAGCCAAGACUUCACUCUUAGUCGCCAUGAUGACGGGUUUGCAUCGAAGAGAAUCUCUUCCAGGAACACCCCCUUCAGCAUUGCUUCCUUUGAGACGAUUGGCACGGCUCCCGAAGUGUCUGAAGCCCUCGUCGUUCACAUGUACCCCCACCAGAAUUCCUCCAUCGUCAUCGUCAACCAAUCAAAGAAGUCGACUGAGGCAUCUGGCAGCACAAUUGACGAGACGCAAGCGAGGGAAUUACCGGCCAGCCCCCCGAGGAUUACGAGGACAAACCCUGGUGGAGGGAUGGUGACCCCGCCUCAGCAGAUUGCCUCCGAUGAAGUUGAUUCUCCCCUCCGCAAUCCUCGACCACCACCACAGCCGCCAACGUACCCCCCGACCAUCAAUUUCAUCCCGGCGACUCCUUCGGGCACGACGCCGGCAGAGGAAAGGCCUGCACAGCCUAGUCCUCGUCGCCGUCCAUCCAUUGUUCGAAGAGCCCUGAGCCGCCGUCGUCAUUCCGUCGACUACCCUCCCACAUCAACGAAGCUCCCUGGUCUUCUGACAAGGACGCUUUCCUUGUCAAAGCAGGGCCGCUAUCUUUUGGGAGCGACCACAGCAGGGGGUGACGGUGACGUUGCCGAUUUCGCCAACCGGGAAAUGGCACAGUUCACGGAUGAGGACAAACUGCAUCCGUAUUGGCGGCCUCAGUGGCCGAAAGAGGAGGGCGACGGCGACUAUAAGAACCAUGAGCACAGUUUCGAAGACGACGUGCACCUGCACACAGUCGUGAACAAUGGGUCCCGGAUGCCAAAAAGGAGUCUCAGCGCAAGGAUGAAGCGUACAUUCGCGAUCAUGCCUAUCCGCGACGACCAAUAUCCAGUCGGCAACAUGCCAAGCCCCGAGCGACGCACCAUCCGGCGGACUCCUAGUGGUAGUCUUAGAGUCAUGCGACGCCGGGCGAGCGCAGACUCGACGAGACGACGAGCGAGCCUACUGGACGGUACGUCGCCAAGCCCAGUCGAAGGGGCUCGCUACCGUUUCUGGCAAAGCCAAAUCGUACGACGACGACCAAGCCAGAAAAGAUUACGUCGGUUUUCCAUCAGUAGCCGCUUUGAAGAGAUGCAAAAUCUGCCACGGGUGCUCAGCGAACGGAGACGGGAGAAGCGUUCACAACAACUUCGGCAGAUGAUCAGUGGGCCCAAGGAAGUUCGUCACGGAGUUGAUGAAGUAAUUAAGACGAUGAGCACCAAGGACCAGCCAUACGACAGCAGAGCAUUGAUCUGA
Messenger RNA from Drechmeria coniospora, 2997 nucleotides. RefSeq lists its product as uncharacterized. The transcript has a single exon. The coding region runs from base 1 to 2997 and encodes 998 amino acids. NCBI's taxonomy places the organism in Eukaryota, Fungi, Ascomycota, Sordariomycetes, Hypocreales, Ophiocordycipitaceae. The record is from RefSeq and is a predicted model, not a curated record.